Messenger RNA from Leptopilina boulardi, 2360 nucleotides. RefSeq names its product probable tRNA (uracil-O(2)-)-methyltransferase. The record is from RefSeq and is a predicted model, not a curated record. NCBI's taxonomy places the organism in Eukaryota, Metazoa, Arthropoda, Insecta, Hymenoptera, Figitidae. The transcript has 5 exons. Gene Ontology annotation, molecular function: tRNA (uridine) methyltransferase activity. Bases 451 to 2283 code for a protein of 610 amino acids. Gene Ontology annotation, biological process: tRNA methylation.
ACCAGAGACAGACUUUGACAGUUAACACGUGUGUUUACGUGAUUUACGUUUUUAAUUUAUUUAAAUAUUGUUUGAUAAUAACAAAAAUUUAACAAUAAUUAUAAUAAAAUAAAAAAAAAUUUGCUAACAACAAAUUAUGGUAAUGACAAGUACAUUUUUAAGGGCAAUUUCGACUAAUUCACCAAAGUCACUCUUUAAAUUUUUAUUACGAGAAAGUCAAAAAUUGCCAAAAGAGGCACAAGAAUUUUAUAAACAUUCAAUUAAACAGAGUUUUAAACAACACGUAGAUGAACCUGAUCCCGAACGUGUUAAACAAAUAAUGGAAAAAGCUUUAUCCGACGCCAAAUGGGUUCUUCAAAAGUAUAAAUCUGCUCCUAAAACACCAUAAAAUUAAAUAGAAUUUUAAUUGUUGAUUAUAUAAACUAAUUACAUUACGCAUAUAUAAUUAAAAUGGAAUUCGAAGUAAUAAUUAGCAAACAAUGCGAUGAAGAUGCAACACAAUUUUGGCAAUCAAUUGACAUUUGGUUAAACAAACCUCACGUUAUUAAUCGUCGAAUUUUAGUUUCUUCUCGACUUAUUACAUUUGAAUAUAAAAAUACAGAAACUGAAUUAUUCAAUUGGAUUAAUGAAUCAGAAUUUAAUUCAUUAUUUGAAAUUUCUGAAAUAGAAAAUUAUAUUUUCUCUUUAAAACAUUUUCAUAAUUCUUGUAAAACUAAUUUGAAUCAAUCAAGUUUUAUUAAUUUGGAAAAUAAUAAAAAAUUCAUCAAUAUUUCAAAACUAUUACCUCGAAAUUCAGAAAUAUUUGCUCCAACAUUAGAAGUGACACUUGUUGAUAGAGAAAUAAAUAGAAUUACAUCAUUUUAUAAAUGUUUUUCAAAUGAAAAACAAACAUUGGGUUUUCAAUAUCCCUAUAGAAUAUGUUAUGAAAAUAAUCAAAUAAUUAUCAGUGUUGAGAAGAAAUAUGAAAAUAAUUUUAAUUUCGAUUGGAUUAAAAAGCAAUUAUUUCCAAGAUUAAUUAAAUGGAUGAAUGACAGUGAAAUGAAAAAUAGUUUUAUAAAUGGUUCACUUAAUUUAGUGUCAAAUAAUAGAUAUGCAACUUUAUAUAAUCAAUUGAAGGAAAAAUAUGGAGCUGAAAUUGUAAAAAUUUGGCCAGAGAAUACGGAUCCAUUGAAAUUUGUUUAUGAAGACAUAGCAAUUGCAACUUAUUUGUUAAUUAUUUGGGAAGAUGAAAGAGAUGAAUUAAAUAUUAAGGAUAAACAAACAUUUUUAGAUCUUGGUUGUGGAAAUGGUUUAUUGGUUCAUAUUCUUUCAAGUGAAGGACACAAAGGUUUGGGAAUUGAUUUAAGAGAGAGAAAAAUUUGGCAUCUCUUUCCAGAAAGUACAUGUUUAGAGGUACGUACAAUAAUUCCUUCAUCAAAAAGUUUAUUUCCCGAUGUUGAUUGGCUUAUUGGAAAUCAUUCGGAUGAAUUAACACCAUGGAUACCAGUGAUAGCAGCACGUAGCUCGUAUAAAUGUCGUUUUUUUCUUUUACCUUGUUGCGCUUAUGAAUUUGAUGGACGUAAAUACCAAAGAGAGACUGCAUCACGAAGUCAAUAUUUAGAUUACAUGUAUUAUAUUAAAAAAAUUUGCGAGGAAUGUGGUUUUGUAAUUCAAAUCGAUAAAUUACGAAUUCCAUCAACUAAACGCACAUGUUUUAUUGGAAAAAAAAGAAUUUAUUCCCAAGAUAUUGAUCGUGAGAAUGAAAUAAAAAAAAUUAUUGACGAAAGAUCAUUACAAAAAAAUGACAAUUUUUCAUCAUUUGAUGAAAAUAAACAAUGGUCCAUUGAUUUUAAACCACGUGAAAUAAAUGAAAAAGUUCGUAAUUGCACACAAAUUGAUAAAAAUCUAAUUAAUGAUAUCGUUAAUAUUGUAUCGAAUCAACUAUUAUCGAAAACAAGAAUUAUUUCAUUGACAAAUAAUAAAACAUGGAAUGCCGGUGGACAAGUGGAAUUAAAUCAAUUGGCAACAAUUAUUCCCGAAAUGAGUUUAAAAUCAUUAAAAAAUGAAUGUGGUGGAUUACAAACUUUAUUAAAAAAUAAAAGUCAUAUUUUUUGUGUUGAAAGUGGAAAAGUACGAUUUCGAAUACCAGGCACUGAAAUAAUGAGAAAACGAAAGAAGAAUAAAAAAACAUUAACAAAAAUAAGAAAGGAAAAAAAUUGUUGGUUUCAUGAAAAUCAUCCCGAUGGUUGUCCAUUGACCGAUGAGAUAAUUGAAUUUCAUUUGGAUUUGUUGUAUCAGCCUUAGCAAUAAUUUUUGAGUAUUUUUUAUCAUCUGGUACUGAUGGUAAAAUUUCCGUUUUCAAUUGAUUUAUUUCAAUAGUU